Messenger RNA from Cladophialophora psammophila CBS 110553, 1815 nucleotides. RefSeq lists its product as uncharacterized. The transcript has a single exon. Lineage: Eukaryota; Fungi; Ascomycota; Eurotiomycetes; Chaetothyriales; Herpotrichiellaceae. Bases 1 to 1815 code for a protein of 604 amino acids. The record is from RefSeq and is a predicted model, not a curated record.
AUGGCUACGCAGAAACCGGCUCCGGUGCCAACAGUUACGCCAGAGAAGACGGCUUUGAAGCCUGACCAUCACGGCAAGAAGCCAAAUGACCACCAAGGAGCGAACAAUACCAACAACAUUACCAAUUCCAAAUCGAAAUUCAGAUUGCCGCCAAAAGUCAAGGCCUGGGUUAUUCUUCUCUCACACCUUGCUGUGUGUACUGCCCUCGCCCUGAGCAUUGCCCUUGCUAUAAAUGGGUAUGAAGCUCUCGACGAUGAUUCUGCCAGCCAUGCAACGUACGUUGACGGCAAGUUGAUCCUGCGCGUUGCAGAUGUCACGACGAUAGUCUCGGCUGCUUUGGUCAUCGUCAAGCUUCUGGUUGGAGCGUGGUCGACGCUCACGGUAUGGGCGUGUGGCCAUUUCUUGCUGUCCGCUACUACUUCUGUAUCGACGGCUCAAGAUCCGAAGAUCGCCACCACAACGAAGGCCAAAGAGGUCAGCUGGAUGGUGCGAUGGAAACUGCCGCCAUGGCUUCAUCCGCGGCACUUCAACAAGCCGAAGAACCCUCGUCAAUGGGUCAUCUCUGUCGCACUCCUGAUCACUGCCGUCCAAACUUUCAUCGCCCCCAUCAUUACUGGCGCAGUGAACUGGACAUCCACCCCAGUACCAACGCCAGACACGAGGGUUUCUGUGGCUGCUGUCGACAGCACGGCUGAUUUUGGCGGCUGGAAGUGGUACAACUACCCUUUCGAGCCCUUUGGUCUCGACCGCAAGCCGUACUUGCGCACCGCAGCCGGUUACGCAGGUUUGGUGUGGAGCGAUCAGACGACCACGUCGGCAAACGGAACGUCGUUGACUGGCAACGGAUGUCGGCAUGUCGUACAGAGCCAUGACAUGGUGGGCCCCAACUCGACCCUCCUCAAUGCCACAGUGCCUUGCAUCCGAAUCCACAGCCUCGAGUGGUACAGGGCUGACUAUGAAGUCCCUCGUGCCGAGUGGGUUUAUGUCGCGGACUCGAGCAGCCUUAGUAUUGUCGAUGACCCUCCCUCGUCAUACUACCGACCCGGAACGGCGGUGGUCUUUGACGACUUUGUCGGGUGGAACAAGUCACAGGACUGGUACAGCAAGCCGGCGCCGACAAUAUUCAACAAGGCGCAAACCGUGGGAAUGAUGGUCAAGCGCGUCGCGAACCAGGAUCCGCCUUGUUCUGCGCUCGACCCAACAAUCUUUGGGAGCGUGGACCACCUGAGUCGAUAUCUCCUCAAUUGGGGCGACUCGACGAACGGAAACUGCUACUUUAUUGGCAGAGUCAACUUCACCGCCGGAGUCACCACCAGCCCGCAAAGCAAGUACGUCUCGAAUCGCGUUGUCGAGGACCAAACGCCGCUGGACGAGGUCGUCUUUGAGGAAAACCCAUGGGUCCAAGAAGCCGUGUGGCUGCUGCCAGACCUGAUGACCAUGAUUGCUGUCAUGAACUCGACCCUCCUGCCCACGUUCGACAACAUCGACCACUACGUCGAGCUUCUGAUGCGUCAAGCAUAUCUCGCCGCAUGGGACAUGUACCACGACUCCUUUGACGAAGACCAGAAAAGCCUGGCCUACACCGCAAUCCCCAGCGUGUCGAGACAACUGGCCGAGGUAUCCUUUGCCAGGGUUUUUGCGUGGCUCGCGAUUUGCGCCCUCAUGACCAUAUUCGGAGCCUUGCUUCUGGUGGCUGUUUUGGGAGGCGACGAUCUCACACCCGCGAAGGAGGACCUUCAAGAAGCGAGGGAGGAGUGGCACGACGAAGAAACCGAGGGACUCAUUGACGUGGUUUAUACCUUGCUGUGUGGUUAG